Molecule: messenger RNA, 974 nt
Organism: Topomyia yanbarensis
Lineage: Eukaryota; Metazoa; Arthropoda; Insecta; Diptera; Culicidae
Product: antigen 5 like allergen Cul n 1-like
Exons: 4
Coding region: 129-917 (262 amino acids)
Source: RefSeq, a predicted model, not a curated record
ACGUGGGAAGCCUAUAAAUAUCAAAUCAAUCAACGCACCAAUUUCAGUGCAAAAACUCUAAUCACGCGGUAAACUUCCGGGAAAAAAAAAUUCGUUGGCAACAAACGACGUCCAGGUGCAGUUCGAAAAUGCAGAUCAGUGUAGGCCGACUCGCGCUGCUGAUGGUGCUUUCCUGUCUCGGUUUGACACUGUCGGCCGUGGACUACUGCGAUACGAUACUGUGCAGCAACGGACGGCCGCACAUCGGUUGCAAUGCGACGGAUGAUUUCGGUGAAGCGUGCCCGUCCAACACGGAGCUGGCUCCGAUGGACGAUAAAAUGAAGGCGCUGAUUCUGGAUCUGCACAAUAGCCUGCGCAGUGAGCUGGCCAGCGGAAAGAUGGAGGGUUUCGAGUCGGCCGAGCGGAUGGCUGUGCUGGAAUGGAACGACGAACUGGCCAAGCUGGCCGAGUACAACACCCGCAGCUGUCUGUACUCGCACGAUGAGUGCCGAUCGACGGAAAAGUAUCGCUUCGCCGGGCAGAACAUUGCCCGAAAGUCAAAACCGAAUAACAUCACCGUCGAAGUGGUUCGAGCCGUAUCGGAUCUGACCAACAAAUGGUGGCAGGAAUACGUCGAUACCAAUCAGACAGUGAUGGAUUCCUACCGGAAGGUAGGCGAAGGCGUACACAUCGGACAUUUCGCCCUGAUGGCGAACGACCGGAUCACGCAGGUAGGCUGUGCCGCCACCAAGUACUUCAAUCCGGAAAAUAAACGAAACUACGUGUACUACGUCUGCAACUACUCGUUCACGACCGUGCUCGGCAAGUCGGUGUACACGAAGGGUAAACCGUGCUCCAAGUGCGAGGAUAAGUGCAGCAAAAAGUAUCCGGGCCUGUGCGAGGGAAUCGGCGAUACCAUCGACAAAGAGCUGCUCUGAUUACCGGAUUGCCGGAUGGAGAUCAAAGGGAAUUAAAAUGUGAUAUAUUGCACUGGA